AUGGAUUCGGCCUUCAAGGCCGAGCCGACGAGCACGGAGAUUCCAUCGCUUAAAAACGAAAGGGCUAUCGGCACUAAAUACGCUGAUGAAACUCUCCGCAUUCUUGAACUUCAUGGGGAUUCGGUUGCUCCAUUGACAACCGAGAAGGAGAAAACGCUGAGACGCAAAUUGUACUGGCAUAUAUUUGGGCUACUCUCCGCCAUCAACCUACUACUCUUUAUUGACAAAUCCACUCUGGGUUAUGCCGCUAUUCUUGGCUUGUUCGAGGAGACUGGCAUAAGCAAGGCUCAAUACAACAAUCUUGGCACUUUCUUCUACGUUGGUUACAUUGUUGCACAAUGGCCAGGUCAUUAUGCCAUGCAAAAACUGCCAUUUGGAAAAUUUGUCGCAACUCUUGUCUUCAUGUGGGGUGUCAUCCUACUAUUGCAUUGCGUUGCCACAACAUAUGGCGCUCUUGUGGUUCUGCGACUGGCGCUCGGCGCCGCUGAAUCUGUAGUUGUACCUGCAAUGGAAGUGACGAUCGGGAUGUUCUUUAAUCGUUACGAACAGUCGUUUCUCCAACCCUUCCUUUGGUUGACAUCGGCAGCCGCCCCAAUAUGUGCCGCAUUUAUCUCUUACGGUUUGCUUUGGAGUCAUAGCACUAUACUGCCCUGGAAGCUAUUCAUGAUCAUUACCGGGGGUGUCUCGGUCCUUCUCUCCGUUCUUGUUUGGUUUCGUUAUCCGAACAACCCAGCUGACGCUACAUUCCUGUCACUGGAGGAGAAAAUUCACACCAUCAAGCGAGUCCACGAGUCAAGUCAAAGCUCUAUUGAGCAGAAGCAGUUCAAGAAAGACCAGUUCAAAGAGACACUCCGCGACCCCAUCUCAUGGCUAUUUACACUGCAGGCCUUCACCCUAAUGAUGUCUAAUAAUCUGACCUACGGGCAGCAGAACCUCAUUACUAAGGCUCUUGGGGUGGACAGUUUGGGUUCGACCCUUGUGGCUGCAGCUGGUGGCGGGUUUGGUGUGCUGGUCUGUCUUGCAGGUGCAUUUGCCCUGCGGUGGUGGCCUUCAAAUCUUGCCUUCCAUGGACUUUUCUGGUGUAUCCCUGCAAUUGCAGGUGGGAUUGGGAUGGUUGCUAUUAAUUGGGACCAGAAACUAGGGAUGCUUGCGUGUCUGUUGCUGGCCGGCCAUACCUAUGGUAAUACUUACAUUAUUGCCUUAGGUUGGGCUACGUCAUCUGCAGCCGGCUACACGAAGAAGCUAACGCGGAAUGUUAUGUUCAUGGUUGGUUAUUCCAUUGCAAACAUUUGCUCGCCACAGAUAUGGGUUCCUAAGGAUGCACCUCGAUAUUACGGUGCCUGGGUCUCCAUGAUAGUGGUCAGUUGGGUGGGGACACCGUUGAUCCUUUUCAUUAUACGAUUUAUAUUAAAACGGAGGAACGUUCACCGGAAGGCUUGGGCUGCAUCCUUGAGCAGCGAAGAGAGAAAGACUCAUGAAUUCGGAGUAGUCGAGGAACUUGAUGAAAAUGGCAACAUGAUACGCAGGCACGUUGAAAUUGCCAUGUUGGAUAUGACUGAUGUGGAGAACAAAUUCUUCAUCUACCCUAUUUGA
Messenger RNA from Penicillium griseofulvum, 1593 nucleotides. RefSeq names its product putative allantoate permease of the major facilitator superfamily. Gene Ontology annotation, biological process: L-cysteine transport; transmembrane transport. The transcript has 3 exons. Lineage: Eukaryota; Fungi; Ascomycota; Eurotiomycetes; Eurotiales; Aspergillaceae. The record is from RefSeq and is a predicted model, not a curated record. Gene Ontology annotation, molecular function: L-cysteine transmembrane transporter activity. Gene Ontology annotation, cellular component: membrane. The coding region runs from base 1 to 1593 and encodes 530 amino acids.